UUAAAGAUGUUUGUUUGAAUCUGUGAAUCUCUGUGUGUGGAACUCUGUGAACAAGGUUUUCGAAUUUUAAGGCACCAAACACCAAAUCACUCACAAAAUUAAACAAACAAACAAAAAACCAAACUACGAAGCCAGAUCUACCAUGGUCAUCAACGACAGACCUUCCAAGCGCGCCAGGAGGAGGGUCACCGCCGAUCUCCCCGACUUUUUCACCUUCCCCUUCCCCCAAAACCACGAGGUCGAGCCCCUGCCCUUCCGCGACAGCGUUCGCCGCUUCCUCAUACGCCACGCGCAUGUCACGUGCCCAUCCUCCUCGCUGUUCCCUUCCCUGGUGACGUCGCAGAUCUCGCUCCGGCUCGGGCAUCCGGGCGACCCGACCGCCGUGCUUCCCUUGGACGUGGUGGAGGAGGACGUCACCCGCUCCAGACGAUCCGUCUACUGCGACCAGUGCCGAGUCGUUGGUUGGAGUGGGCAUCCGGUGUGCAAGAAGCGGUACCACUUCAUAAUAAGAAGAGGGGCUGAGAGCGGUGAGAAUGAACAGAUGCAGAGCAGCGGCGGCAGCAAGUGGUGCAACUCUAUUAGUGCCACCACCACGACGGCAGAAAUGGAUGCUGUGGAAGAGUGGGCGUAUAUUCAGCUUCAUGACAACACCCACCUCCUCCACGCCGUCAUUCACUCCAAUGGCUUCGCCCACCUUCUCACCCUCAACGGUAGACAAGGCGGCUCAGCCAUUCUCUCUGGCCGUCAUAUUUUGGACUUUUGGGAUAGGCUAUGUCUAGCCCUCUCCGUCAGGAAGGUUAGCGUGAUGGAUCUGUCCAAGAAGUACGGGAUGGAGUACCGAAUGCUGCACGCUGUCACCAGCGGCCGUUCUUGGUAUGGCAAUUGGGGUUAUGAAUUUGGUGCUGGGAGCUAUGCUCUCACUCAACAUUCUUACCAAAAGGCAGUGGAUACCCUGUCCAGCUUGCCUCUUGACCCUUUUCUAUUCCAACCAAGGAAACCCCGGACUCGCCUCCAGUCUGUUAUUGCCUUUUACCAAUCUUUAUCCAAUAUCCAACUCCUAACAAUCAAGGAUCUUUUUACGUUUAUGUUGAGUCUCAGCCAUAGAGCCCGUGUGCAUACAUCAUCUAACAAGAAACCCGAGCAGCAGUACCCUUCCAAUGCUUUAUGUGCGUGGACGGUCAAUGAUGUCGAACAAGUGCAGCAAGCUAUGAUCAAGCUGCUGCUUGCAGCAGUUGGUACUGGUGGGGUUAGCUGGGUGUCAAAACGAGCUCUCAGGGGUGCAUUGUACAAGAAUUCCUCUCUGGAGCUUCUUGAUUACUGCCUUAAACACCUAGGAGGGAAGUUGGCACCCAAUGGUAUGGUAGUUAAGGCCCGAUUUAGUCCCGCUUCAGUUGACGUAGAAUACAGGCUUGAGUCAUCAAGUGUUCAAAAUGUUGAUGGAUCUGAGUCGGAUUUGAAUUUUCCCUCAGAAGAGCAAAUCCUUUGUGACCUCAAAUUUUUAUAUGAUUCCAUUCUCCACCCUGACACCAUGCUAAGUCAUACACCCCAAGUGAUGAGGGAACGCAUUAUCGAUGCAGCAACUAAGCUUCUUGAUUGCAAGCAAUUCGUGAAGGACUAUAAGCCUUACAAAAUGGCAGAGGAAAGCUCCUUUGGGAUUCACCUCUGGUGUCAUGUAGCGCUUUCAGACGAGUCCAAAGAUGAUUUUGUCCUGCCUCCGGAACUCAUUGUCUUGCCCUUGAGUGCGACAGUCGCUGACCUUAAAAGGGAAGCCACCACAGCAUUUCAGGAAGUAUAUGCCAUGUUUAAGAGGUUUGAAGUAGAGGAAUUGCUUGGAUAUGGCUCCAUAAAGGAUUCAUUUACAGUAAAACUUCUGCUUGGAUCAUGUGGCUCAACCAUUGAAGGGAGAUGCCUUGCUAAACAUGGGCUGAACCGUUUCCGGAUGGAGAGAGGAAUUGAAAGCUGGACCGUUGAUUGCACAUGUGGGGCCAAGGAUGACGACGGGGAGAGGAUGUUGGCUUGUGAUACAUGUGGUGUUUGGCAGCACACCAGGUGUGCCGGGAUUCAUAGCUCUGAUGAGAUGCCUGCAAAGUUUGUUUGCAUGAGAUGCGUGAGCCAAGAAAGCCCAAAACACCCAUGAACAAGCCAAGGGAGUUAGCAAGAGUGUUUCUUUCUCCAACUCGGCUUGCGGAGCAAAGCACCUGACGGUCCCAGCGUGGCAUCUGACGUGAACAUGGCAUUCGGUGUUGGUUGAUUUGUAAUUGUAACCUUCUGUACAGUUAACAUUCGCUAGUUUUUGGAUGGGGGCAGGUUUUUUGUCGUCUUAGCAGUUCCUUGCAUGGCAGUUCCUUGUGAACUUGCCUCAUCGUGAACCUUUUAUUGAGAAAAUUUCUCUGUAAAUAGCUGAAUGGAGAAAGAAAAGGCUAUUUAUUCA
Molecule: messenger RNA, 2431 nt
Organism: Pyrus x bretschneideri (Chinese white pear)
Lineage: Eukaryota; Viridiplantae; Streptophyta; Magnoliopsida; Rosales; Rosaceae
Product: PHD finger protein At1g33420-like
Source: RefSeq, a predicted model, not a curated record